Teleopsis dalmanni is the source of this 858-nucleotide messenger RNA. RefSeq lists its product as uncharacterized. NCBI's taxonomy places the organism in Eukaryota, Metazoa, Arthropoda, Insecta, Diptera, Diopsidae. The annotation marks the transcript as partial. The record is from RefSeq and is a predicted model, not a curated record. The transcript has 3 exons.
AUGCUGCCAUUUAAAGUCUUGGAAUAUUUGUGCUAUUUAGUCAUUUUUAUUUUAAUGUGCAAGUUUUCGGAUGCAGCUAGCAUAGACUUCACUGAAACGAGCACAGUGGCGACACCAACUGCAACUACAUCCGCUGCUCCUACAACUGCGAACACACAGAGUAGCCGAAAACCCGAUACCAUGAAGCGGGCCUUUGGUGAAUGUGAUACUGGUUUCAGUUGGAUGUGCUUAAAAGUGGAGUUUGUCAAACUCAUUGAACGUUUAGGAGAACAAGAAGAACUGCGUCUCUUGCCAGGAGUUAGUGUCGUUAAGGACACAAAUGUAACUGAACUAAAAACUGCGGAUAUGAUGGCUGAAGUGGCGCGGAACUAUCCAAAUGAUCCUAGCUCACGUCUAAAUGGUUAUAUUGUUUCCAAAUUAACCAAUUUCUUACAGACUCGCAUGUUGCGUUUCAAAUUAAUAGACAACAAAACAGUGGCAGAAUCGAGAUCAGCAGUAGAGACUGGACGCAAAAAAUUCGGCAAAAAAGGGGGACUAGAAGCAAUUAUAGCUGCAGGUCUUAUGAUGAAAGGUACUCUUAUGGCAGUUGGCAUGGGUGCAAUAGCUCUGAUGGCUGGCAAGGCCUUAAUGACGGCUUUAAUGGCACUUACAUUGACCAGUGUGCUAGGCUUAAAAGCUUUAGCUAGUGGAGGUGGAAAAUCUACAACCUAUGAAAUCGUAGCGAAACCAGUUUAUACUUCCAGUCACUCCCAUUCAGUACAUGAAGAAGGCCAUGGACACGGUCAUUAUGGGGGAGCGCACAGUGGUAGCGGCUAUGGCGGCUACUCGCGUUCUAUAAAUGUAGAGAUGCCAAAUGAA